This is a messenger RNA of Nothoprocta perdicaria, 1950 nucleotides long. It is a transcript of the gene SNX2, whose product is annotated as sorting nexin 2. NCBI's taxonomy places the organism in Eukaryota, Metazoa, Chordata, Aves, Tinamiformes, Tinamidae. The coding region runs from base 16 to 1587 and encodes 523 amino acids. Gene Ontology annotation, cellular component: retromer complex; endosome membrane; endosome. Gene Ontology annotation, molecular function: phosphatidylinositol binding. Gene Ontology annotation, biological process: intracellular protein transport; early endosome to Golgi transport. The transcript has 16 exons. The record is from RefSeq and is a predicted model, not a curated record.
CGGGCCGGAGGGAAGAUGGCGGCGGAGAGGGAGCCCCCGCCGCUGGGGGAGGCGCGGCCGGGCGAGCCGGAGGAGCUGGAGGACGGCGAGGACCUCUUCACCAGCACCGUGUCCACGCUCGAGUCAAGCCCUUCCUCUCCAGAGCCAGCAAGUCUUCCUGCAGAAGAUCUCAGCACAAACUCUAAUGGUCCAAAGCCAGCUGAAAUGAUGUUAGAUGAUGAUAGAGAAGACCUCUUUGCUGAAGCCACAGAAGAAGUAUCACUGGACAGCCCAGAGAGGGAUCCAAUACUCUCUCCAGAACCGACGCCUGCAAUCACUCCUGUAACACCUACUGCAUUAAUAGCUCCAAGACUGGAAUCGAAAAGCAUAGCGGCACCUGUGAUUUUUGAUAGAUCCAGAGAAGAGAUUGAAGAGGAAGCAAAUGGAGAUUUGUUUGAUAUAGAAAUCAAUGUAUCGGACCCAGAGAAAGUUGGGGAUGGCAUGAAUGCUUAUAUGGCAUACAGAGUAACAACAAAGACAUCUCUUUCCAUGUUUCACAAAAACGAAUUCUCUGUCAAAAGAAGAUUCAGUGAUUUUCUUGGUUUGCACAGCAAAUUAGCAACAAAGUAUAUGCAUGUGGGUUACAUUGUGCCUCCUGCUCCAGAAAAAAGUAUUGUAGGCAUGACCAAGGUUAAAGUAGGCAAGGAGGAUUCUUCAUCUACUGAAUUUGUAGAAAAAAGAAGAGCAGCACUAGAAAGGUAUCUACAACGAACAGUAAAACACCCCACCUUGUUACAGGAUCCAGAUUUAAGGCAGUUCUUGGAAAGUUCUGAGCUGCCCAGAGCAGUUAACACUCAGGCUCUGAGUGGAGCAGGAAUAUUGAGGAUGGUGAACAAGGCUGCCGACGCUGUCAACAAAAUGACAAUCAAGAUGAAUGAAUCGGAUGCAUGGUUUGAAGAAAAACAGCAGCAAUUUGAGAAUUUGGAUCAACAGCUUAGGAAACUUCACACCAGUGUCGAAGCACUAGUGUGCCACAGAAAAGAGCUUUCAGUCAACACAGCUGCCUUUGCUAAAAGUGCUGCCAUGCUAGGCAACUCUGAGGACCACACUGCUCUGUCUAGAGCUCUAUCUCAGCUUGCAGAAGUUGAGGAGAAGAUAGAUCAGCUGCAUCAAGAACAAGCUUUUGCUGAUUUCUAUGUGUUCUCAGAACUGCUUGGUGACUACAUUCGUCUCAUUGCUGCAGUCAAAGGUGUGUUUGAUCAUCGAAUGAAAUGCUGGCAGAAAUGGCAAGAUGCUCAGGUCACCUUACAAAAAAAACGUGAAGCUGAAGCAAAGCUCCAGCUUGCCAACAAACCUGAUAAACURCAGCAAGCUAAAGAUGAAAUUAAAGAGGAAAUUGAAGAGUGGGAGACAAAGGUUCAACAAGGSGAAAAAGAUUUUGAACAGAUCUCCAAAACCAUUCGCAAAGAAGUGGGAAGAUUUGAGAAGGAACGAGUGAAAGACUUUAAAACCGUUAUUAUCAAGUACUUAGAAUCUUUAGUGCAAACACAGCAACAGCUAAUAAAAUACUGGGAGGCAUUCCUACCUGAAGCCAAAGCCAUCGCAUAAAAGAAGAAUAUUCCAGUUAACAAGAUACUCUGGAUGUUUGUCCUGGAUAAAAAACUAAAUUCCACAGUAAAAUCACUUUAAAAUCAUCCAAAAUACACUCUAUAUUUUAUGAAUUAACAUGUGGCUCUUUUAUAUACUACAGCAUUUUAUUAACAGGCUGCAUGUCCUGACCCUCUCUAAAGUGGACUGUGGCAUGACGUUCUGCAGUACAUUGCUGAAUUGAACACUAUUGUGUCUUAAUACUUGCACUAAAAUGUGCACUGYAAGGCCAGAAAACAGAUAUUUUUGUUCUUUACAAUACAAUGUUCUGUAGUAUGUUUACCUGGUCUUUAUGAAACAAAUUUAAUUGCAUUGAUUAAUGUU